Messenger RNA from Oryctolagus cuniculus (rabbit), 4565 nucleotides. It is a transcript of the gene SEMA6A, whose product is annotated as semaphorin 6A. NCBI's taxonomy places the organism in Eukaryota, Metazoa, Chordata, Mammalia, Lagomorpha, Leporidae. The record is from RefSeq and is a predicted model, not a curated record. Gene Ontology annotation, cellular component: plasma membrane. Gene Ontology annotation, biological process: semaphorin-plexin signaling pathway; positive regulation of neuron migration; axon guidance. Gene Ontology annotation, molecular function: chemorepellent activity; semaphorin receptor binding.
CCCGGGAGCGGCGGCCUCUCCGGUGACAGAGGAGUAGCGAGCGGCACGGGGUGAAGCCGCAGCCAACUCCGCUCCGCGCGCACUCGGCUGCCCAGCGCCCGGGACGCAGCAGCGGCGCUUCUCCGCGGGGCCGACCGCCCGCGAUGCCCGCGUAGGAGCGUGCGGCCGCGGCCAGCCAGCACCGCCACGCCCGCCGCCCCGCGCGGCCCGAGUCGUGCGCCCCUGCCCCAGCGCGCACCCCGCCCCCCGCCCCGAAAUGACUUCUUAAUCGGCGCGGACGCCACUGAGGGGACUCACCGGAGUGGAAUCCGAGUGGAAUUUGGAUUUGCGGAAGAGUUUCUUGGACAUUUACCCUGCUCCUCGUUGGGUUUUUUGCUUCGGCUUGUUGGGUUUUCCUCCCUCCUUCUGGCUUCUUUCUUCUUCCCUCUCCCCCUCUCCGCCUGUCACUGGAGAUGAACACUGCACGCCUGCAUCCCAGAAAGUAGCCGCCGCGACUGGAGACGCCGGCACACAUGUAGGAAUGACAAAGGCGUGCGGAGGAGAGAGCGCAGCCCGCGGCCCGGAGAGAGCCCCUCGAUAAUGGAUUACUAAAUGGGAUGCGCGCCGUGCCAGCCUGCCCGAGCCCCGGCCGCCUGCCCGUCCAUGCACCGAAAAGGGUGAAGUAGAGGAGUCAAGCCUGCCCGCUGAACUACUAUGAGGUCAGAAGCCUUGCUGCUCUGUUUCACACUGCUGCACUUGGCGGGGGCCGGCUUCCCAGAGGAUUCUGAGCCAAUCAGUAUUUCGCAUGGCAACUAUACAAAACAGUAUCCGGUGUUUGUGGGCCACAAGCCAGGACGGAACAGCACACAGAGACACAGACUGGACAUCCAGAUGGUCAUGGUCUUGAACAGAACCCUCUACAUUGCCGCCAGGGACCAUAUUUAUACUGUUGAUAUAGACACAUCACACACAGAAGAAAUUUACUGUAGCAAAAAACUGACAUGGAAAUCUAGACAGGCUGAUGUAGACACGUGCAGAAUGAAGGGGAAACACAAGGACGAGUGCCACAACUUUAUCAAAGUCCUGCUCCGGAAGAACAAUGACACGCUGUUUGUGUGCGGAACGAACGCCUUCAACCCCUCCUGCAGAAACUACAAGAUAGAUACCUUGGAACCUUUUGGGGAUGAAUUUAGUGGGAUGGCCCGGUGCCCGUACGACGCAAAACAUGCCAACGUCGCCCUGUUUGCAGAUGGGAAGCUGUACUCGGCCACAGUGACCGACUUCCUGGCCAUCGACGCCGUCAUCUACCGGAGUCUGGGAGACAGCCCCACCCUGCGGACCGUGAAGCACGACUCCAAGUGGCUGAAAGAACCAUAUUUCGUGCAAGCGGUGGACCACGGAGACUACAUCUACUUCUUCUUCAGAGAGAUGGCCGUGGAGUACAACAGCAUGGGGAAGGUGGUGUUCCCCCGCGUGGCGCAGGUGUGCAAGAAUGACAUGGGUGGCUCCCAGCGGGUGCUGGAGAAGCAGUGGACGUCCUUCCUCAAGGCCCGCCUCAACUGCUCCGUGCCCGGCGACUCGCACUUCUACUUCAACAUCCUGCAGGCCGUGACCGACGUGAUCCGCAUCCACGGCCGUGACGUCGUCCUGGCAACCUUCUCCACACCUUACAACAGCAUCCCCGGCUCCGCGGUCUGUGCCUAUGACAUGGUGGACAUCGCCAACGUUUUCACCGGGAGAUUCAAGGAGCAGAAGUCCCCCGACUCCACCUGGACACCGGUUCCUGAUGAGCGAGUUCCCAAGCCCAGGCCAGGCUGCUGUGCAGGCUCCUCCUCCCUGGAGAAAUACGCCACGUCCAGUGAGUUCCCUGACGACACCUUGAACUUCAUCAAGACCCACCCGCUCAUGGACGAGGCCGUGCCCUCCAUCAUCCACAGGCCCUGGUUCCUGAGAACAAUGGUCAGAUACCGCCUGACCAAGAUCGCAGUGGACACGGCCGCGGGCCCCUACCAGAACCACACUGUGGUUUUCCUGGGAUCUGAGAAGGGAGUCAUCUUGAAGUUCUUGGCCAGGAUAGGAACCGGCGGCUUCCUAAAUGACAGCCUCUUCCUGGAGGAGAUGAGCGUCUACAACCCUGAGAAGUGCAGCUAUGACGGCGUGGAGGACCGGAGGAUCAUGGGUAUGCAGCUGGACCAGGCAAGCAGCUCUCUGUACGUUGCCUUCUCCACCUGCGUGAUAAAGGUGCCCCUCGGCCGGUGCGAGCGACACGGCAAGUGCAAAAAAACCUGCAUCGCCUCCAGAGACCCCUACUGUGGGUGGGUGAAAGAAGGAGGCUCCUGUGCACAUCUGUCACCCAGCAGCAGACUGACUUUCGAGCAGGACAUAGAGCGUGGCAACACCGACGGCCUGGGAGACUGUCACAAUUCCUUCGUGGCCCUGAACGACAUUUCAACUCCUCCACCAGAUCAUGAAAUGUCUUACAACACAGUGCAUGGGCGCUCCGGCUCCCCCCUGCCCAGCACCACAUCCGACGCGGCGGCUCGAGAGGGCCACGAGUCCAGGGCAGGGGUGCCCGACUGGACCGAGCUGCACCACCCACCCGGCAGCACGGACCCUUUGGGGCCAGUGUCUUCCCAUAACCACCAAGACAAGAAGGGAGUGAUCCGCGAGAGUUACCUCAAAGGCCACGACCAGCUGGUUCCCGUGACCCUCCUGGCCAUCGCCGUCAUCCUGGCGUUCGUCAUGGGAGCCGUGUUCUCGGGCAUCGUCGUCUACUGCGUGUGCGACCACCGGCGCAAGGACGCGGCCUCGGGGCAGCGCAGGGACAAGGAGCUGGCGCACUCCCGCCGCGCCUCCAUGAGCAGCGUCACCAAGCUCGGCGGCCUCUUCGGGGACUCCCAGGCCAAGGACCCGAAGCCCGAGGCCGUGCUCACGCCGCUGAUGCACAAUGGCAAGCUGGCCACGCCCAGCGGCACGGCCAAGGUGCUCAUCAAGGCGGACCAGCACCACCUGGACCUCACGGCCCUGCCCACCCCGGAGUCCACGCCCACGCUGCAGCACAAGAGGAAGCCGAGCCGGGGCAGCCGGGAGUGGGAGCGCAGCCAGAACCUCAUCAACGCCUGCACCAAGGACAUGGCGCCGCUGGGCUCGCCCGUGAUCCCCACGGACCUGCCGCUGCGGGCGUCGCCCAGCCACAUCCCCAGCGUGGUGGUGCUGCCCAUCACGGCGCAGCAGGGCUACCAGCACGAGUACGUGGAGCAGCCCAAGAUGGGCGAGGCGGUCCACAUGGCGCUGGAGGAGCAGGGCGCCACGCUGGAGUACAAGACCAUCAAGGAGCACCUGGGCGGCAAGAGCCCCGGCCCCCCGGGGAGCCUCGCGGACAGCCUGCCCCCGAAGGUCCCCCAGCGCGAGGCCUCGCUCGGCCCCCCGGGGGCGUCCCUGUCCCAGAACGGGCUGAGCAAGCGGCUGGAGAUGCACCACUCCUCCUCCUACGGCCUCGACUACAAGAGGAGCUACCCCACGAACUCGCUCACGCGCAGCCACCAGGCCGCCACCCUCAAAAGGAACAAUACUAACUCCUCCAACUCCUCCCACCUGUCCCGGAACCCGAGCUUCGGCCGGGGGGACAACCCGCCCCCCGCCCCGCAGAGGGUGGACUCCAUCCAGGGCCAGCCCGGGGGCACCGUGGCCAGGCAGCCCAGCCUCGGCGCCUACAGCUCGCUGAGCAGGCCGGGGCUGAAGCGCACGCCCUCGCUGAAGCCUGACGUGCCCCCCAAACCCUCCCUCGCCCCCCUCGCCGCACCCAUGAAGCCCAGUGACGCGUGUACAUAAUCCCGGGGGGAGGGGUCAGGAGUCCAACCAGCAGGCCCCGGAGGCGCCCCCAGCCGCCGCCGGGAGGUCGCGGCGAUCGGAGGCCGCAGGGCCCGCCUCCCGGGGACACGGGUACUCAGAGAGCCGGGCCCGUGGCUUGGUGGUGAAGGUUUGCCACGGCGGGACUCGCCUCCAUCCUCCUCCUCCUCGGCUCUCCCCCACGCCCUGCAGCAGGUGCGACCCACAAAGGACGCUGUCAUCACAAACAUGAGCCAAAAGCACACAUCCACCCAUGCCCCGUGCACACCACACACACACACACACACACACGAACAGCAACUGCAGACUUGUCUGUGACUGCACGGGCAAAACACAGAUACAUUUUUUUUUAAUCAUGAAAAUCAAAAAAAAGACAAAAAAAAUAGAACUCCUUGAUGAUUCUAACUCAGACUUUAACCCUGGCAGAAGCCCCCUCCGCGCAUACUGUGAACGCCCGCCAGUGUUACAGCGCUCUUAGCUAAGUGCCGUGCCGGGCGCUGAUGUCCUAGUUCUCUGCUCUCUCUAAUGAAAUAACGUGACCGUUAACGCAAGUAACUAUUUAUUGUUCGCCCGUUUACUUGUUUCCUUAAGGAAAGGACUCUUCCACAUAUCACCUAUGAACAGCUCUUCUGAAGCCCAGUGAAAGUUAAACUAUUUAACGUGAAAUCCAUUAACUGGAAUAAUUGAGUUUCUUUAUUUUUACAAUAAAUCACUGAGUAAAUACGUUGGAGCUGGAA